CAAGAGACAUACGCAACAGAUUCCAGUACCGAUGAAGAAAUGAGCUUUGCUAGCCAUCUCAGCUACGAAGGAUUGACAAGAAAUGACAUUCCUUGCUCAAAAAAAGGCACCAGUGCUCAAAACUGUCAACAACCCGGUACGAGUGCAAAUCCUUAUACCCGUGGAUGCAAUAAGAUCGACAGAUGUAGG
Messenger RNA from Melampsora larici-populina 98AG31, 189 nucleotides. RefSeq lists its product as uncharacterized. The record is from RefSeq and is a predicted model, not a curated record. Lineage: Eukaryota; Fungi; Basidiomycota; Pucciniomycetes; Pucciniales; Melampsoraceae. The transcript has a single exon. The annotation marks the transcript as partial.